This is a messenger RNA of Penicillium argentinense, 1677 nucleotides long. RefSeq lists its product as uncharacterized. The transcript has a single exon. Gene Ontology annotation, biological process: transmembrane transport; carbohydrate transport. Gene Ontology annotation, molecular function: carbohydrate:proton symporter activity. Bases 1 to 1677 code for a protein of 558 amino acids. Gene Ontology annotation, cellular component: membrane. NCBI's taxonomy places the organism in Eukaryota, Fungi, Ascomycota, Eurotiomycetes, Eurotiales, Aspergillaceae. The record is from RefSeq and is a predicted model, not a curated record.
AUGGAUUCACCAGAGAAGACUAUCCAGGCCGAAAAGCCCAAUUCGAGCCAUGUCGAGGCCUCAUCCGAACCCCUUCCUGCGAAGUUCGAGAAUCAUCAGCUUGCCGAAAUUACAGCGAAAGAGCAAUUGCGUCAACUUUGGGCCGCGAUCCGCUCUGAGAAGCGAUUUUGUUGGUGGACGCUAUAUACGAUGCUUCUUGUGUUCAGCUGGGGCUAUGAUUCCGGCCUCUCUGGCAUUGCCAUUGCAUUCCCAGAAUUCCGCAAAGCGUACGGCAAUUACUAUGCUGCUGGCGAUGAGUACGUCAUUCCAGCUCUAUGGCAGUCUCUCUGGAAUGCAGCAUCUACAAUCGGUCAAGUCUUCGGAGGCUAUGCCGCAGGGCAGUUUGCCGACUUCUGUGGUCGAAAGGUGCUUCUCUACCUAGCUGUCGUCAUCUCGCUGGCCUCGUCGUUCGCCUUGGUUUUUGCUCCCAGCUUACCCAUACUGUUCGUUUCGAAACUUCUUCUUGGAUUGUCGGUCGGCCUUUCAACAGUGCUUCCUCCGCUGUAUGUCACCGAGAAUGCACCCAAGAACCUGCGCAGCACGGCCUCAUCUCUCACCAACGUCGUCAUUGUCUUCGGUCAGUUUUGCUCCUCGAUCACCGGAUACGGAGCAUCGAGUAUUCAAGGAGUGUGGUCAUUCAAGCUUGCCUUUGUCAUGACUUUUGUCCUUCCUGGAUUAUAUCUCUGCGGCCUCCCGUUUCUUCCCGAGAGCCCGGUCUGGUACAUGAAAAAGGGCAGGGAGGAGGAUGCACGCAAGGCAAUCCUUAAACUUUAUGGUUCCGACUCCAAUAUUGAUGCAUGCAUCGAAACAAUCAAGCUUGAGCUCCGCCAGAUCGAAAAUGAGGAAUCGACUGCCAGUCAGACAAACUGGAAGAGCAUUUUCUCCAAAGAGCAUCGAUCUCGCACACUUGUUGCCGUUCUUGGCCUCCAGUCCCAGAAUUUCUCCGGUGGUUAUUUCGCCAACACUUAUCAGACAUAUUACUUUCAAUUAAUUGGGCAAGCCGACUCUUUCCAAUUGACUGCGAUCUCGUCGUCACUACAACUGCUCUCCAAUUUUGCGGCUGUUUGCUUUUCAGAUGUCAUCCCACGCAGAAAAGGACUCAUCGGUGGCGGUACAUUCCUCAUGUUCUGGUCAGUGAUCAUUGCUGGUGUAUCUAUGGCUCCAGUCUCGAAUACUUCUGCCAACAUCGCCCUUCUCGCCUUUAUGAUCACAUGGUCUAUGCUUUAUACAGCGACAGUGGGAUGCUACGGAUGGGCUAUCGCACAGGAAACUGCAGCACAAGCAACUCGUCCCAAGACAAUCUCCUUCGUGUUAAUCUGUCAACAGCUCACGGCACUGCUGUUGUCAUCAGUGUUCCCGUAUUUUAUCAACCCUGAUGAGCUGAACUGGGGUGGCAAGGUCAUGUUCUUGUUCGUUGGUGCUGAAUUGAUCAUCAUGACUGGUCUUUAUUUCUUCCAGCCUGAGACCAAGAACAGAUCAUUCGCAGAUAUCGAUCUGCUGUAUGCGAAUAAGGUCUCUCCGCGGAAAUUUGGCGACUUUGUGGUUGUUGAUGGUCAGGUCAUCGAAGCUCCGCAGCAGACCAGCAUUUUUAAACGACUUGGGUUUAAGAACAAGCAUGUUGGAGGAGGUGUGUGCUAG